AUGGUACAGACAUGGCCCAAAUCGUUUUGUCAGAUAAACAAUGCCAAAUGUGUAAAUGCCCAAAACAACUUCACAUUGCAUGGGAUGUGGCCAGCUGCUUCCAACGGUCAACUAGUGGCUAUACCUCCAAAUACGAUUUUUGGAGAUUGGACUACAAUCAUCUCGGAAGAGUUUGGCCGACUCUCAGUCGUAGAGGGGAGCAAUACUACUUUCUGGACUUACGAGUGGAACAAACAUGGUAUUUGUUCAAGCUCCACUCUCAGCGCCUCACAGUACUUCCAGUCGGCCAUUGCUCAAAAGGAUAAAAUCGACCUUCUCCGGGUUCUCCAAGCCUACCAUAUAAUUCCCGACAACAGCCGUUACAGGAGAUCGGAGAUCAAGAACGCUGUGAGCCAGUGGAUUGGGGGAGGAGCCCAGGCUUAUGUUUCAUGCGUAUUCCGCCAGUCCACCAAGACUUACCUUCUUUAUGAGAUAUAUAUAUUUGUCUCGAUUCCAAUAUGGCACAUUAUAUCCACCACCAAGCUUACUCAGCAAGUACCGGUGCCCCAUACAACGAAAUAUCUUGUUUCCCAAGCUAGUAUUAAUGUGGGAGGAACUUAG
Cornus florida is the source of this 600-nucleotide messenger RNA. RefSeq names its product extracellular ribonuclease LE-like. Gene Ontology annotation, biological process: RNA catabolic process. Gene Ontology annotation, cellular component: extracellular region. The record is from RefSeq and is a predicted model, not a curated record. The transcript is spliced from 2 exons. Bases 1 to 600 code for a protein of 199 amino acids. Lineage: Eukaryota; Viridiplantae; Streptophyta; Magnoliopsida; Cornales; Cornaceae. Gene Ontology annotation, molecular function: RNA binding; ribonuclease T2 activity.